This is a messenger RNA of Phanerochaete carnosa HHB-10118-sp, 785 nucleotides long. RefSeq lists its product as uncharacterized. The coding region runs from base 13 to 666 and encodes 217 amino acids. Gene Ontology annotation, molecular function: iron ion binding; 2 iron, 2 sulfur cluster binding; 4 iron, 4 sulfur cluster binding. The transcript has 4 exons. Gene Ontology annotation, cellular component: mitochondrion. The record is from RefSeq and is a predicted model, not a curated record. Lineage: Eukaryota; Fungi; Basidiomycota; Agaricomycetes; Polyporales; Phanerochaetaceae. Gene Ontology annotation, biological process: iron-sulfur cluster assembly.
UUUACUACCACCAUGAACGCGCGAUUAUCCGCUCCAGCUCUCCUACGACGCUUCUACUACACGUUAAAUGGCGCUCGAGCCUCGACAUCGUCUAUAGCACGACGUGUAGCACGCCCUUCCGGCUCGCAUCGGGUUCAGAGGCCAUCAAUGCAGACGCAUCGUAGUUUCUCGUCUAGCCAUUCCCGGUUUGCUUCAUUGUCAUCGCAUCCGCCUGGGCAAGAGACCGAGCUCGUACAUGCACCUACUCUGGAAUCUCUGCAGUCGCUGGAGCCAGAAGACUCGGAUGGCCCGGACAUUGACCUGAUACCAUCGGAGGAGGCGAAGCUUGAGUUGACUGAGAGGGCAGCACAACAACUACGCACACUCGCCCAGCGGCGGAACAACCCGAACGCCGGCUUGCGAAUAGCAGUAGAGAGCGGAGGAUGCCACGGCUACCAGUACAAGCUUGAGCUUGCGACAGAGCGGAAGCCAGAUGAUUAUCACUUCUCGCAUCCGACCAUAAAGCCUUCGAGUGUCAUCGUGGACGCCGUGUCGAUGUCUCUUCUGAAGGGCUCUGUAAUCGACUUUGCUACAGAGCUAAUCGGCAGCAGUUUCAAGGUAGCGGAGAACCCGCAGGCUAAGGGUAGUGGAUGCGGCUGUGGCGUCAGCUGGGAACUGAAGAUAUGACAGGCCAUCCCGCACCUCGUCCGUCGGGAAAGUACCGAGUUGAUGUACAUUAUAAUCCAUAUACCAUCACCACUCGUCUGCCAUGCUCAUCGACUCUAGAAAUCUAUUCGACUUUUUGA